AUGUUUGAAGAUGACUUGUACGACAACAGUCGCCUACUGCUCAACUGCAUUCUCGUCCGAAAAGCAAUCACGUCGGACAAGUUGGCCGUUCAACUGGAAAUUACAGCUUUCAUCGAUGCAAUGGCAACCCCGUCGGCAAAGGCGCGAUUGUUUAUCGAAGAAUGUGUUAGCCCCAUGACAUACUGGCAUCAAGUUGGCGCUACCAAGUUCCCUAUUCUGUUCGUCAUCGCCCAAAUCGUGUUCAGCGUUCCGACGUCACAAGCUGCAUCAGAGCGCGUUUGGAGCAUUUACGACUUUAUCCUCACAAAAUGCCGAGCCCGACUGAGCCCCGAAAAGGUGACAAAGCUCGUGGAAUUGUAUAUGAACGCGUACACUUGUACAACUGGAAAUCUGGUGAGCGUCAUGAUGGGAGAAGAAAGAGACGGAGGCGCCAGUGAUACUGAUGAAGAGUCAAAGGAGUAA
Aphanomyces astaci is the source of this 462-nucleotide messenger RNA. RefSeq lists its product as hypothetical. Bases 1 to 462 code for a protein of 153 amino acids. The record is from RefSeq and is a predicted model, not a curated record. Gene Ontology annotation, molecular function: protein dimerization activity. Lineage: Eukaryota; Oomycota; Saprolegniomycetes; Saprolegniales; Verrucalvaceae. The transcript has a single exon.